Molecule: messenger RNA, 384 nt
Organism: Dujonia railenensis
Lineage: Eukaryota; Fungi; Ascomycota; Pichiomycetes; Serinales; Debaryomycetaceae
Source: the annotation of a GenBank genome assembly
AUGUCAAUUUUAGUAGAUACUUCAGCUCAAAUAGGUUCCACAUCUACCACAACACCAUCAACUACCACAUUGGAUGGAUUCCUGGUGGUUACUGCAUUUGCAAGUACAAAUAACGCCAACUUCGAAGUUAUUUCAGAUAGUGGUGCUGCACUGGAAACUGGCAGUGAUCUCGUUGGUUCAUUCCUGGACUCUUCAGUUAUUCAAACCGUCAGUUUGGAAACUGGAUCUACUUUAAAAGUCUCAACAACAGCAUCUUCAUCUCCUACUGCAUCUUCCGCCGCUACGUCAUCACUGAGCGCGGGCUCAUACUCGCAAGGUGGAAAUAGGAAAUAUGGAUUCCUAAUUGCUACAAUUUUGUCAGUUUCAUUUGUUUCAUCUUUGUAA